Messenger RNA from Notolabrus celidotus (New Zealand spotty), 2192 nucleotides. RefSeq names its product Rho guanine nucleotide exchange factor (GEF) 39 (gene arhgef39). NCBI's taxonomy places the organism in Eukaryota, Metazoa, Chordata, Actinopteri, Labriformes, Labridae. The coding region runs from base 146 to 1366 and encodes 406 amino acids. The record is from RefSeq and is a predicted model, not a curated record. The transcript has 12 exons. Gene Ontology annotation, cellular component: plasma membrane. Gene Ontology annotation, biological process: positive regulation of cell migration. Gene Ontology annotation, molecular function: guanyl-nucleotide exchange factor activity.
UGAUCACGUUGGGGGCGGAGCUGCUUAACUUUCAGCCGAUCAGCGCGCGCGUCCGCAACGUAACCCGGAAGAGGGACCAGAAUCUGAAAAGAGCGCCUUGGUUCAAAGUGGAGACGUUACCUGAAGCAUCCUCCUCUUCAUCACCAUGAGCUUCUUCUCUGGUCCGUCCGGUCCUCCAGGCUGCACCAGCAUCCAGGAGCAGAGAGACCGCUGGGAGAGGAAACGCAGCCGGACGGCCAAAGAGCUGGUUCAGACGGAGCAGAGAUACUGUCAGCAGCUGGAGCUGAUCAGCACGUACUUUGUGGAGAUCUUGAAGGCCAAAGGAACCCUGAAGCUGGACGUUAGAGAGAGCAUCUUCAGCUCAAUUAAAGCCAUCCAUUCAGUGAAUCAGUCUCUCCUGGUCCACCUGGAGAACGGAUACUUUGGGCGAGGCUUCGAUCAGUUCUGUCCUCACCUGAACCUCUACAACACCUACGUGGACAACAUCUACAACUCCAGCAAAGUGCUGCGGAUCCAGCUGAAUAAGAACAAAGCCUUCAGACGGUUCAAGAAACUUCAGGAGGAUCGUCCGGAGUUCAACGAGCAGAGACUAGAGGACUUACUUCAGCUCCCUGUUCUGAGGAUCGACCAGUACAGACACUUCCUGCAGGACCUGGCUGCCAACACGAAUCCGGACCAGCCCGAGUUUCAGCAGAUCUCAAGAGCGGUGGAUGCAGUGUGCGAGGUGUCCCAGCGUAUCCAGAACAAUGCUCAGCGCCAUGAGAACCACCUGCAGCUGUGCCGGGUGCAGAAACUGCUGAAGGGGCGAAAGACGAAGGUGUUGGCUGCAGGGCGCUGGUUCCUCCGUGAGGGCUGGCUGAAGAUGGUUCCUCCGAAAGGCAAAGAGGCCAAACCCAAAAUGUUCUUCCUGUUCUCCGACAUGCUGCUGCAGGCCAAACGCUGCAGCCCGCUGCAUCCUACCAACGGGGACAAGUUCGCCGGACAGCACGCCUACCCUCUGCAGGACUGCAGUGUGGAGAAGGUGUUUGGACACACAAGGAGCCAGGGAGGCCUGCUAAGUCUCACCUUCCCCAAAGCCAAACUGCUGCUGAUGUCCAACAAACAGGAGGAGCUCAACGACUGGUACCAGAGCCUGAGCUCUGCUGUCAGGAAGCUGCAGAAUAAAAGUGAUGAUCUGAGUAGGAGACCUCUGCACUCCGAGAGAGAGAGCAACAACAGGAAGAGGAACAUGAUGAGCUCUGACAGCACUGAGCACGCUCAGAGCUCUGCAGCAGAGUGGGAGAGCAGCGCCCCCAAGAGGCUGAAGCCGUCUGAUGCUGCUGAGGACAGUGCCGAGCCGUCCUCGUCCAGCUGUGUGAUCCUCUGAUGAGAGCCGUCUCCUCCUGCAGAGUCCGAGUCUCUCUGAGAGUCUCUGACCUGUGGACCCCCCCCUCCCCCUGCAGCGUCCCGUCUGUGCCUUUAUUCAUGAUUAUUACGAACAGCAGCUUCUGCUCCUCAUGUGCAAUAUAAACUUUAUUUAACUGCUGCGUCAGAAACCAAAGACCUGACACUAACUUUGAGCCGGCUGCUGCUGCAGAGCUUUAAAUACUAACUACUGAAUACUUCCAGUCUGCACCUGAAUGCAACACGAUGCAUUGACAGGCAGCCUGUAGAGAGGGACAUUGUGUUAGGAGGAGUGGUGCAUUCAGGGACCAGUGUAGAGAUGAGGAGAGUCAGACUGACCUGAAGCUGAACUCUCAGACUGAAACUUGAACUGGCUGAGUCUGAUUUAAACUCUGUGAUGACGAAGUUAAACUGAUGAUCAUGAAGAGUCUGAGGAAACACAGGUUCAUGAUGUCAGCGCUCACAGAGAGGGUUAAAUCCCUGAACCAUCACUCCUCCAAACAAACAAACGUCACUCAGUGUAUCUAUUACCUGUUUUUAUCUCUGUUAAUCUGAGCGUUCAGUAGGAUUGAUUGAUUAUCAGUCAGUGAUCAAACUGUUAUUUGAUUAGUUGAUGAUGAACUCUGGGAAAUGUUUAUUAUCUUUAAUCUUCAGAUUAAUGUUUCAUCACGCUUCCUGUAUUUUAUCGACUCUGUAACUUUUAUAUUCUACGAUUUUAAACAAAAUUAUUUUAACUUUUUUAUCUGAAGGCAGGAAAAAAAAUCAAGAGAUGAGAAAACAACGAGUUACAAAUAAAACUUUAAAGAAGA